Molecule: messenger RNA, 2589 nt
Organism: Paramecium octaurelia
Lineage: Eukaryota; Ciliophora; Oligohymenophorea; Peniculida; Parameciidae
Source: the annotation of a GenBank genome assembly
AGAUAAUGUCUGCAGUUGAUGCUACUGUGUAUUAUAAUCGAGGUAUAUCAUCUAGUUAUAUUAUUAGGUGUUUUAUUUAAACAACAAGGAGAAAAAGAAAAAGCACUUCAAGAUUACAACAUGGCCAUCAAAUUAAAUCCAAAUUAUGCUACUGCUUAUAUAAACCGAGGUAUAUCAUCUUGUUAUAUUAUUAGGAGUGCUAUUUAAACAAUAAGGAGAAAAAGAAAAAGCACUUCAAGACUACAAUAUGGCCAUCAAAUUAAAUCCAAAUUAUGCUACUGUGUAUAUAAACCGAGGUAUAUCUUUAGUUGUAUAAUUAGGGAAUUUAUUUAAUGAAAAAGGAGAAAAAGAAAAAGCCCUUUAAGACUACAACAUGGCUAUUAAAUUAAAUCCAAAUUAUACUAAUGCAUAUUAUAACCGAGGUAUAUCAUCUAGUUAUAUAAUUAGGUGUUUUAUUUAAACAACUAGGAGAAACAGAAAAAGCAAAUCAAGACUACAACACGGCAAUCCAUUUAAAUCCAAAUUAUGCUACUGCGUAUAUAAACCGAGGUAUAACAUCUAGUUAUAUAAUUAGGGAAUUUAUUUAAUGAACAAGGAGAAAAAGAAAAUGCACUUUAAGACUACAACAUGGCCAUAAAAUUAAAUCCAAAUUAUGCUGAUGCGUAUUUUAACAGAGGUUUAUCAACAAGUAAUUUAACUAGGAGUUUUAUUUAAACAACAAGGAGAAAAAGAAAAAGCACUCCAAGAUUACAACAGGGCCAUCAAAUUAAAUCCAAAUUAUGCUACUGCAUAUAUAAACCGAGGUAUAUCAACUAAUUAUGUAAUUAGGAGUCUUAUUUAAACAACAACAAGAAAAAGAAAAAGCCCUCCAAGACUACAACGUUGCCAUAAAAUUAAAUCCAAAUUAUGCUGAUGCGUAUUUUAACAGAGGUUUAUCAACAAGUAAUUUAAUUAGGAGUUUUAUUUAAACAACAAGGAGAAAAAGAAAAAGCAAUCCAAGACUACAACAUGGCCAUCAAAUUAAAUCCAAAUUAUGCUACUGCAUAUUAUAACCGAGGUAUAUCACCUAAUUUUAUAUUUAGGAGUUAUAUUUACACAAAAAGGAGAAAAAGAAAAAGCACUCCAAGACUACAACAAGGCUAUUAAAUUAAAUCCAAAUUAUGCUGCUGCAUAUUAUGACCGAGGUACGUCAUCUAGUUAUUUAAGUAGGAGUUUUAUUUAAACAAAAAGGAGAAAAAGAAAAUGCACUCCAAGACUACAACACAACAAUCAAAUUAAAUCCAAAUUAUACUGCUGCAUAUUAUUAACGAGGUGUAUCAUCUAGUUAUAUAAGUAGGAGUUUUAUUUAAUGAACAAGGAGAAAAAGAAAAAGCAAUCCAAGACUAGGAAAAAGCACUUCUAUUAGAACCAGAUCACCCACUUUUACUAACAAACUUAGGAAGUCUCUAUUUUUAAUAAUAAUCAUUUGAUUAAUCAAAUAUUUAUCUUACAAGAGCACAAAAAUAAUUGGAUCAAAUAACUUUUUAAUAAAUAUCGAAAUGGAAUUUAUCUAAUUCAAAUCUUACAUAUAUUAAGAAGGAAGUUAGUCUACUUACCGAAAUUCAAAUUUAGAUAUAAAUAACAGAUAUUUUACUUAAAUACAUUUCUAAAGAAGUCUAAACAUAGUAGACAAUAUAAUUAGAGGAAUAAGGCUAAAUGCUAGUAGAUGAAUUAACAUAAACAAUAAAACCAUUAGAUAUUUAAUUAAAUUAAAAUCUAUAAACAGAUUACUUUUAGAUAUUACAAAAAUUUUAGCAAAGAUUUAAUAAUCUUUAAAACCAAAUAGCUACACAUGCAAUCAGUGUCAAUUCACUUUUAGAAUAAGACAGUAUUCAAGUUUCUGAAUCUCUUAAACAAUUAAAUAAAAAAGAAAAUUACGAUUAAUGGAUGUAUUAUAAUGCUUUAGCUUGGAGAUUAUAUAAUUAUUUAUCUGCUAUUUAAUAGAUUUGCACUAAUCUAUUUUAAAAUAACAAAAAUGCAAUAAUAGAAAGUAACUCUGAAUAAACUUUAAAUGUUUUUCAAAAGAUGCUAAAUAUAGGAUCAUAUAUCUUUGGAGGAUUACCUAUUGUUGGUAAUUCUUUUAACAUAAUUAAUGCUGCUCUUGAUUUUGGAUUUGAAUAUCAUAAAGAGCAUAAAUUUACUACAAGAUUAAAAAAACUAAAUAAUAUUUUAAAAUGUAGUUCUAUAGUUCCCGGCCAAUUAUAAAUAUAAGUAUAAAUUGCAGGCUUAGAAUUAAGUAAAACAUAAUACGCUAAUUUGAUUAAUAAACCAAAAUCAAGAUUUAGGAAAUUUACAGAUUAAUUGUUGCAAGAAGAAGAUAAAUAAUUCAGAAAUAAUAUUUACUGGGCAGCAGGCACUGAAGAUGCAUUGAUUAUUUUAAAUUAUUUGGAAGCAAAUAGUGAUAUGAUAAUAAAUGAAAUAUUUAGCAAAAAAGUAGAUUUAAGUUGGAUAAUUAUCAAAGCAAUCAAAGAAUAAUAUGAGUUAUCUCAAAAUAUUUCGAUUUAAUAGCAAGGGAACAAAACUCCAUUUUAAUUUUGUAUUGUUUAAUGA